This is a messenger RNA of Vicia faba (fava bean), 2286 nucleotides long. The record is from the annotation of a GenBank genome assembly. NCBI's taxonomy places the organism in Eukaryota, Viridiplantae, Streptophyta, Magnoliopsida, Fabales, Fabaceae.
AUGUCAGUUGCAAAACUCAAGGCCUCUGACACUACAGAUGUCAUGAGAACAGAAGACGGAAUAGAAACCAUAAUCAGACAAGCAAUUGGCAAAGAACCUCUCUUUUAUUUUCCAAGGGUCAGUGACAGCCCAGGACAGUUGAUUCCAUUUCUUCAUGCUUUUGAUCCGCAAGGUGUUGGCAAUGUUUUUUCAGAAUAUCCAGGCUGGCCUUUGCUCUAUCCUCUGAAGGUUCCGACAGAUAAAUGUGAGAAGUGUUCUCAAGAGUUCUGCUCCACUCUUAACUAUAGAAGACAUUUACCUGUGCAUCACCGAUUCAAAAAGCUUGAUAAGGAUACUUCAAAAACUAGGGAGCUUUUAGGGGCAUAUUGGGAUAAGCUCUCGGUAGAAGAGGUGAAGGAAGUUCUAUCGUUUGAAAAUGUGAUGCUGGAGGAAGUUCCUGGGUCUUCGGUUUUGCAUGCUUUGGUGACUCUUACUCAAAAACAAGGAUUAUUUUUUCUUCUUCCGUGUUAUCUGAGGGCCGGCGCUGCCCUAUUGGACAUUGUUCAAUCUAAACCUUCCAGUUUUCCUAUACCUUCCCAGGAGUUGUUCAGCAUCCUUGAUGAUGCUAGUGAAGGAACGUUUUUAUUGGGGACAACAGUGUCAAUGCAAAAAUCUGUUUUUCCUGAAGGGGCUGGAAAAAUUGGUCUUGAACCGAAAAAUGUAGUGGCUUGUUCAAGCUUCUUGCUAGAACAGAUAUUGGUUAAGGCAUGGCUUGCUGACAAGGAUGCUGAAGCACUGAGGUGCCAAAAGCAAUUGGUGGAUGAGGAAGAAGCUGCCCAUAAAAGACAAGCUAAGAUUUUGGAGAGGAAACGCCAGAAAAAGCUUAGGCAAAAAGAACAGAAGGCUAAGGAACAAAGAAACAAGGUUGAGGUAGAUACUGAAGGGAAUAUUUACAGUACAAUGAAGACUGUUUCACCAGCAGAAACAUCUUUGGAUACAUAUGAUGUUGAAGCUCAAAAUCCAGAGGUAGAUACUGAAGGGAAUAUUGACAGUACAAUGAAGACUGUUUCACCAGCAGAAACAUCUUUGGAUACAUAUGAUGUUGAAGCUCAAAAUCCAGAGGUAGAUACUGAAGGGAAUAUUGACAGUACAAUGAAGACUGUUUCACCAGCAGAAACAUCUUUGGAUACAUAUGAUUUUGAAGCUCAAAAUCCAGAGGUAGAUACUGAAGGGAAUAUUGACAGUACAAUGAAGACUGUUUCACCAGCAGAAACGUCUUUGGAUACAUAUGAUUUUGAAGCUCAAAAUCCAGAGGAGUCUGCAAAGAACGCUCCACCUGUACCUCUUCAAUCCCCUGACAUCAAUGAAGGAAAAAACGGGAAUACCCUGUCAGAACAUGAUUUUGGUGCUGAUCUGAAUAUUCGACAGUCACAACGUGAACUUGAUGAUCUUGCAAGAUGGCCCCAGCUUCCAAAAUUCUCCCAACGCACUGCCAGUGAUCAGCUUACAAAUAAGAAUCCUCCAAUUUCAAAUCCUGAAGUCAUUCAGAAAUAUGGAACCCGCGAUGAUCAGUGGGCAGAUGGUACAUUUAAUGCUGGUAAAGCAUGGCAUGGAAAGCUAAAACCUGAAAUUGACAGGAUGGUUUUAAAAACCGUAACAAAGACUGAACCAGACCUUGUAAAGAAUCAUGAAUUUUUGAUAGGAUCUAUAUCUGUCAAUCUUGCCAACUGCAGCCAAUCAGAGGGCAAUGUGGUGGCAUCUCAAGAAAAAUGUUUGGUUGAGAAUGCGGUGGCAAUUGAAGAAAAGAAUUUGAUUGAGAAUACGUCGGACAAGCAGAAUAGUUCUCAGAAUAAACCAAAGAAACCUGAUUUACGUACUAGUGAGAAUAAUCAGUCAAUUGUUGAGCCUUCCACAGCAGUUAUCCAGUUUGAAACUGAAGAUCCAUUUCCAGCUCAAAGUGGUGGCAUGGAAGAUGCUGCAGUUAAUAAAAAUCAAGUUUGUCGGAACCGAUCAAGGAUUUGUAGUGAUGAAAGUGGUUUUGAAAACAAAGUUUCCAAUACCGAGAGUAGAGUAGAUCCGGUAAAGCAAAAGUUUUCGAUUCAGACUGCUAGAGACUUUCUUGCAAAAAGAUGGGAAGAAGCUCUCUCAUCAGAUCAUGUGAAAUUGGUUAUUUCCCUCGACUCUGAACUUUCUGGGAACCAGGAAGCAAAAGAAGAAGACAUUCUGCUUUCAACCACCAAAGCUUCUAAAUCCAAAUGCAGAGGGAAGGCUAAAAAGGAAACCAACGACAAAGAGAAAACCACCUAA